Oldenlandia corymbosa var. corymbosa is the source of this 2388-nucleotide messenger RNA. Lineage: Eukaryota; Viridiplantae; Streptophyta; Magnoliopsida; Gentianales; Rubiaceae. The record is from the annotation of a GenBank genome assembly.
AUGCGCAAUGGUUUUAUGCGUAUCGCCAAAAUCAAGGACGACGCAUCGUUGCAAGUGUUGUAUUUCCUCCCAAGUUCGACAUAUAUUGAUUUGUAUGUAGAUUUGGAGGUGGCGGGUACUUCUAGGUCCCAUUUGGAAGUAGGGACAACUAGUGGUAGGCCGAAUGUGGAGAAUGUCGAUUACAAGGAAGAUGAUGAUGUGGGUGGACCGUUUAUGGAGGAUGGCGAUCACAUGGAAUAUAAUCACGGUGAAGAUGAUGAGAACUACACAUCGAUAAGUGAUCAAAGCGAUGAAAACCAAUCAAUAUCCGAAGGAAGUCGGGAGAGUGAUGAAGAGGUCAAAGACAAAUUCGCCACAAAGGAUAGGCACAUAUAUCGUUCACAGGGUACAUGGGAUCAUACAAAAGUGGACAAGGAUGAUUUUCAACUUACCAUGUGGGACGGGACAACCGCAACAAUUGGGAUAGGGACUUGUUUCAAGAAUAAGGAAGAAGCAAAAAAUGGUAUUGCAGCGUGGAACAUAGAGCAAAAGAGAGAGUUUUAUGUGAAGGAAAGUGAUGGUUCAACAUGGUCUAUUUGGUGCAAAUCCCUAAAAGAGUCAACCCCUAAGGGUUAUGUUCCUUGCCGUUGGAAGGUACGUGCCUCCUUGAGAGACCACGGUUUGUGGGAGAUUGUGAAAUGGGUGCCCGAGCACAAUUGUAUGAACGUCACCGAGGAUAACAAUAAUCGGAAUGUGAGCGCAACGCUUAUUGCGCAUCUCAUAAGGCAUAAGGUUGAGUUGGACCCAGAUUAUGAAGUGAAGCUCAUUCAAGAAGAAGUGAAAGACCGUAUGCAUGUCGAUGUUCCUUACCACAGGGCAUGGGAGGGAAGGAGAAAAGCUAUCGAUCUUGUUUACGGCGACUGGGUUUCCAAUUUUGACAAACUUCCAAGUAACUUGGUGGCGCAGUUUCGAAGUAAAAAGAUCAAAAGGUUGUGUUGGGAGAUGGGCACGAAACUUUCUAAGUCUAAAUUCAAAGAACUAAGGAAUGAGCUACGUGAUUUUAGCAAUGAUGCUUAUUUGUAUCUCGAGGAGAUUGAUGCUUGUCAGUGGACUCUUGCCAAAGACAUACACUAUCGUUGGGGUAACCAGACAACGAACAUUUCUGAGAGCUACAACAACGUCCUCAAGGGCGUUCGUUUCUUGCCAAUCCGGGCUUUGGUGGAAGCUACUUUUAUUAAGACUGUGGAUUUGUUCCAGGAAGAAUACGUAAAGUCGAGGAAAUGUAUUACUCCGGUCCCAACUGACUUGUGGGAAGACUUCAAGAAAAAAGAAAAGAAAGCCGCAUUGUCAGGAAUCAAGUUAUGGGUUUGGGAGCGUAUCCCAAGACUUCAACCAAAGAGGAAGGUUAAUGAUGAGAGUUACUUGGUGCCGGACGCACCAUUAGGCAAUAGGUGGAAAUGCCCAAAAUCCAAAGCGAACAUCGCCGCUCAUUGUGUUGCUGGCAUCAGGGAUCAGUUAUCUAGCCUAAGGGAUGGGGAUUUUCUAUGGACUCCAUACACUCCCUUCAUCGACGAUCUCCCUGAUUUCUGUAAAGAGGGGGUUAAUUUCUACCUCUGUAGGACGUGGAUCUUUUGUUGGGCCAUCAGAGAACCAUACGAGCCCAAUCGGGUCCUUCGUCAAUUUCAAUGUGUCCAAACUAUGCCAGAGUACCCGUUAAUCAAUGACAUUGAUCGCUGGAAUGCGAUACACCACGGAUGCCUUGGGACUGGAAAGGCAUAUGAUGAUUGGGUGCAAAAACACACUGAGGUACGACCUCAUUGGAAUGUAAGAGAUCAGCACGUGGUCCCUCAUGAUUUGGGUGAUCCGGAACUAGGUCCUCAAUGCACAUCGGACUACAUGCCGUGGUUUCAAAAGAAGACUAUCAGAUUUAUGACUGAUCCCACUCAAUACGGCCCUCUGGCACAGGGUUAUCACUCGUCUUCAUCUCUGGAGAGAUUUUAUCCUUACGGGAAAAAUCCAAGCCUCGGUGGUAGUCUAGAGGAUAAACUCUUCCAAAUCUUCGACAAGAGUUUCAGUGCCCUGACUUUGGGCCCACGUGAUAUGAGUACUCAGUCCGAUACUCAAGUUCUUCAGAAAAGACCCCCUGAGUCAAGUCAAAAUGUGGUACUCACGCAGAAAACAACAUCGAAGCCUACUGGAGGAGGAAGGAGGAAGCGACCGGGAAUUUCAGAUCGAACAAUCAUAGUUCAUCCUAAUCCAACUCCGAUGCAAGAAGAUGAUGAAAAUGAUGAAGGCAAUGAAAGCGAUGAGGAUUACUACAUUAGGGGCGAAGAAGAAGAAGAAGAAGAGUCCUCUCCACCUCGUGUUUCUUCCCAAAGAAAAGAAAACGGUCGAGGUUCGCAAGAGUGA